Monosiga brevicollis MX1 is the source of this 435-nucleotide messenger RNA. RefSeq lists its product as uncharacterized. The record is from RefSeq and is a predicted model, not a curated record. Bases 1 to 435 code for a protein of 144 amino acids. The transcript has 4 exons. NCBI's taxonomy places the organism in Eukaryota, Choanoflagellata, Craspedida, Salpingoecidae.
AUGCCCCGCGUUAACCGACUGCGCCAUCACGACGGGGGCAUUCCGAGCAGCGAAUCUACAGCCGUGCCACGAGCUGCCCCGGGCGCGUCGAUGAGAGCCGAUUCAACUGACGCAUGUUUCAUUCUUUCUGACCUGACCCGGGGUACGCCCCACGCCCCUCUCCUUAUGCCAAUCAAUCAGAUGCAACCCUGCUAUAUGGUCAGGGACGUGCGCCCCGAUGGCGACAAGAUGCGCCUUAUCCGCGAUACAAGAUGCUACCAUCAUCCCGAAGUUGCUAGCUCUCUCUCUCUCUCUCUCUCUCUCUCUCUCUCUCUCUCUCUCUCUCAAACUCUCUCAAACUCUCAAACUCUCUCUCUCUCAAACUCUCAAACUCUCAAACUCAAACUCUCAAACUCAAACUCUCAAACUCAAACUCUCUCUCUCUCACUCUUUUAA